Messenger RNA from Mycena citricolor, 4739 nucleotides. NCBI's taxonomy places the organism in Eukaryota, Fungi, Basidiomycota, Agaricomycetes, Agaricales, Mycenaceae. The record is from the annotation of a GenBank genome assembly.
UUGACGCGUACAUAUAAGUCAACUUUGUUUUGGCUUCGGGUGCACAACAGUCCAAUCCUUCGUUCUUGUUGCUGAAACUUCAAUAUCCUCGAUGGCGGACGCUCUGAUUGCCGCUGUGGAAACCGUUGCAGCGAAAAAGCCACCGCAGCACUCCUCAUCGACGUCUGUUCCAUCUUCCCCGCGCCCUCGUGUCCCUGAUCGUCACUCGUCCAUGAACACGCCUUCGGAUAGAACAGGUCCCCCGCGCUCGAUAUCUUUCUCUGUCUCUCCAUUGGCCGGGAAUGGGUCCAUCAUGUACUCCGGAAACGAAGAAGACGAUGCCCGUGAAGAUGGGAUAUUACCAUCAUCGUUUUCUCGUGCAAAUGGAUUCCGAACGCCGUUAGAAAUGUUGGAAAUGCCCGAUUGGGAAAGGAAGGGAAAGAAGCGCGAGAGUCGUGCAAUGGACGACAGUUGGAACCCGUUGCGGUGGUUGUUUCACGACUCGUCGCAAGACGAUCGGUCAGCUAUAGCCACUACCGGUGCAGCAAACGAAGCGGAGGAUGAAGCACAGGCGACAGAUAAGGACAAGGGAGCAGCUCCUGGUGCAGAGCCUGGCGAAACGCGUUCUAGGGUCUACCGUUCUUCGACAUCUCCAGAAAUCCGCAUGAAGACCGCACCAAAGUGGGCGCGUCUACGCUCGCUUAUGCCUCACAUAGCAAGUCAGGCGCACAAGAAUGAAAGUCAACCUCCCUCCAGUGUCACUCCUGCCACUGUCAACAUCACGGACGAACUUAUCACUGGCGGAUUGUCGACGUUGAUGUUGCGCAUGUGGUUCGAACGCGACGAGAAGGACGACAGACGUAUUCCUGUGCUCUUCCAUCGUCUCCGCAUCCGUGUGUCCGACAGUCUGAAUCCUUUGGACGGAAACAAGGCUGUAUUCAGAAUCGAAUGCGAAUAUGCCAACGGCGCUGUUCGUUGGGUUGUAUAUCGUCAGUUACGGGACCUCAUUUCACUGCACACUCACUACGCCUUCUCGAAUGCAUAUAAUCGGAAUGUUGAUGACCUUCCUGAAUUCCCCAAGACCAGUCUACCCUACUUCAAAUUCCUCAAAAAGGAAGGCAAAGACAUCGGUGCCAAAGACUUUGCUCGUAUCCAACGGGACAACUUGGAAACAUAUCUCAUCAAUCUUAUUGCCGCUGUUAUGUUCCACCCAGCUGCGAAUCGCCUGGCCAGUUUCCUCGAAAUCAGUGCCUUGUUUGUGAACCUGGCGAAUUCGGGCGGUUUGCAGCUGAAAGCUGGCUACCUCCAAAUCGAAUCCACCAAAACUGGCGGUGGAUUUGGCCGCAAGUCUGCGACAUGGAGGGAACGUAAGGAGCCGAAAUGGUGCUCAGUGCGGGACAGCUAUAUUGUCGCAGUGCAAGAACCUGGCGAGCUGACUGUUUGGGAUGUGUUUCUUCUCGACGCUGACUUCGAAAUCGAGCGGCCUAGGCGAUAUUACCGUCAAGGCCUCAAAUUUCUUCACCCAAAUGAGAGUGAAAGUGAGGACGAAGCUCCUGAUGGAAUGCUACCGGACGAGAGAAUUAAACCAAGUGUGAUGGGCUCUAUUCGUAGGUCAAUAUCCCGAAUCGCCCGCCCGUCUCGACGGGAUCAGAACGGGAACGAGGAGAAUCACUCCUCCCCCAGUUCUGGAAGCUCCGCCGCUUCCGACAUGUCUGCUGAGCCUGUAGCUAUGCAAGAUCCAUCAACGCACGUCGAUCCCAUGCAGGACGACCAGUCGGACGUCGAACGCGACUGGCAUCCUGAUGAACUGGAGAAGAGAAAACGAAAACAGCCUACAGCAGGUGUCUCGAAGCACACAUUCUUUAUCGUCAACUCGCAGCAGAGGCUCAAGCUCUUUGCGCGCAAUCAGAGGCAAAUGAAGCAAUGGAUUACAGCCCUCGAGAAAGUCAAGUCGUCGCCGUAUUGCCAGCCAAACAGGUUUGACAGUUUUUCGCCCAUCCGGCUGAAUGUCGCUGCUCAGUGGCUGGUCGAUGGGCGCGAUUACUUUUGGAAUUUGUCUCGGGCGUUGCUCUUAGCGAGGGAAUCGAUCUACAUUCAUGACUGGUGGCUUUCUCCCGAGCUGCAAUUGCGCAGACCCAACAAGGACCGGUAUCGACUGGAUCGCUUGCUGGAGCGCAAGGCUAAAGAAGGCGUGAAGAUCUAUGUCAUUCUCUACCAGGAAGUCUCCAGCCGCACGACUCCUACUGACAGCAACUAUGCCAAGCAACGAUUAACAUCUCUCCACCCAAACAUUCUCGUUCAGCGUUCUCCGUCGCAUUUCCAGACCGGGACUUUCUACUGGGCGCACCACGAGAAAAUGUGUGUAAUCGAUCAGACGAUCGCCUUUAUGGGUGGCUUUGAUCUGUGCUUUGGCCGCAAUCCUCGAGUCGUUGAUUUCCACACUUUGAACAAGCCGGAGGAAGACAUGUACGACCGUUCAAAGGUUCCGCGAAUGCCCUGGCACGAUGUGGGCUUACAGGUGGUGGGCCAGCCCGCCCGAGAUCUUUGCAGACAUUUCGUCCAACGAUGGAACUAUCUUUUGCGCAACAAGAAUCACACGCGGAUUAUGCCGUUCUUGCUUCCGCCGCCAGAAUUCAAAGUCGGCGAAUUGACCGCCAUGCAACUGACGGGGACUUGCGAGAUGCAGAUUUGCCGAUCUGCUGGGCCAUGGUCACUGGGCACCAAGAAAACCGAGCAUUCGAUCCAGAAUGCGUAUCUCAAAGGUCAGUUGGCCGUCGCCGAGACUCUCGGACCUAUGAUGAUAACGUCCACAGCCAUUCAACUGUCAGAGCAUUUUGUAUACAUCGAGAACCAGUUUUUCAUCACAUCCACGGUCGUCAAUGACCAAAAGAUCGAGAACCGGAUCGGGGAUGCGAUCGUGCAGCGGAUAAUUAGGGCCCACCAUGACGGCAUGCCUUGGCGCUGCUGUAUCGUCAUUCCUUUGUUGCCGGGCUUCACGUUCCCUGUGGACCACGGUGAUGCCAGUGCAAUUCGGAUUAUCCUCGAAUGCCAAAACCGGACCAUCGCCCGGGGUCCCAACUCAAUCUUUGCUCGAUUGAGAAAGGAGGGCAUUGAUCCUGACGAGUACAUAUCGAUCUUCUCGCUGCGCAGCUGGGGCAAGCUUCCGGGCGAUAUUCUCACCACUGAGCAGCUGUACAUUCACGGCAAAGUGUGUGUCGUCGAUGACCGGCUGGUCAUUAUCGGCAGUGCCAACAUCAACGAACGGUCGCAGCGAGGUGACCGAGACUCUGAGCUGGCUGCGGUCAUCCGGGACACAGAUAUGAUCGACGGCACGAUGGCCGGCAAGCCGUUCCAAGUCGGCCGCUUUGCACACAGUCUCCGCGUUCGGUUGAUGAGGGAGCAUCUCGGUGUCGAUGUGGACAGCUUAGACGAAGAGCACUUGAUGGCUCGCGAACCGUCCCAACCGGAGCACGAACAAGAGAAAUGGAUUCCGGAGACUGAAGAUGACGGGUAUGUUAAAGAAUCACGCGCGGAGCCUGGGCUGCACGGGAUUUUGGGGACCGUGAAUGGUAUCAUCAAGCAAGGGAUCCACGGUAGCGCUGAGGCGAGCUCGCACACGACUUCCAAGUUGCUCAAAAAGAUUGGCUUGGUGGAUCGGUCUACUGCGCAGAACGCGGGGGAUGAUGCUCUCAUCGAAGAGCGGAUGAUGUUUGAUCGAGAGGGUAACAAGGAGCCAGGAUUCGCCAGUGCCAUCGUUCCUACGCUUGAGGAAAAGAUGGUGCUCGAGCACCGACCUGCGGAAGAGCAUGCCGAUGGAACUCCAAUCGAGGAACGCGUCGCGGAAGGAGUCCAGGAAAACGACAGUGGUAAUGCACAAGUCGACGACGGGGAGUCCAAACCGGAGCAACCGAGGACGGAAGACGGUGAUCUGUUCGGAGCACCGGCAGAUGCAUCGCAGGAUCCCAAGACGGACGAUCAGCCGCCGCAUGCUCGCUCCAAUGUCGACGAUGCUACAGACGAAGAGAGGACAGCGCCUCACGCUCGGUCUCUCAUUCGAAGACAUCUCGCUGCUAAACUUGGGAGCAAGACAUGGGCGUUGCCUGUUCCGCGACCCAAAGUUGACAAGGACGCCUUCGAGGAUCCUAUCUGCGACCAGUUUUGGAAGGAAGUCUGGGUCUCUUCCGCGGCGCACAAUGUUCGGGCACUGACUGAGAUCUACCGCAAAGUGUUCCAUGCCAUUCCCGAUGAUCUAAUCACGACCUGGAAACAGUACAAGGAGUUCAUCGUUCACCACGAGCGCUUGAACAAACCACCGCGGGAUGCAAUGACUCCAGAAGCCGUUGCAGUCGUCCCAUCGGAAACUGCUGAGGAGGGUGCUGCUGCCGCUUCUUCUGACGGCCGGGACAAGCCCAACGAGGAAGACGAAACUACCAGUGAAGGACACGCCUCAGACAAAAAGAAAGAGAAGACCUCGCAAGCUGGCCCUGAGCCAUUCGAGAGAUGGGAGCGUGAUGAAAUGGAGAAGCUGCUUGGACAACUCAACGGACAUCUGGUUUUGUACCCCAAUCGUUUUCUCGAAGGCGAGGAUGUCGCGAAUAAUUUCUUGUUUAACUCGGACCGGCUCCUCCCUCUGCCCAUCUACGACUAAUCUACUGACUGACUCUUAUACCCUUCUCGCAUGUAUGUACAUGGACUUUCCGAUGUGUGAUCUAUGUAAGUUGUAAAGCAUAUACAUUUUUGAUGGCGCGUGUGCAGUGCAA